UAUCUAAAAACAUUGAUUCAACGGUCUAUGAUAUUGACUCUGCACUUAACCUGUUUUGAUAAUUUUAAAAUAAAGACGAUCGCCUUGUUAUUAUUGUUGAAUUUAGUGUAAAUAUACAACAUUAUUGUACAAAAUAAUAAUUAUGGCUGGCUCAGCAUUAAGACGAUUAAUGGCAGAAUAUAAACAAUUGACAUUGAAUCCACCAGAAGGGAUUGUUGCAGGUCCAAUUCAUGAAGAAAACUUUUUUGAGUGGGAAGCUCUCAUAUCUGGGCCAGAUGGUACUUGUUUUGAAGGUGGAAUUUUUCCUGCCAAAUUAAUAUUUCCACCUGAUUAUCCACUCAGUCCACCGAAAAUGCAAUUCACUUGUGAAAUGUUUCAUCCAAAUAUAUAUACUGAUGGAAGAGUGUGUAUCAGCAUUUUGCACGCUCCUGGUGAUGAUCCAAUGGGAUAUGAAAGUAGCGCAGAAAGAUGGAGUCCAGUUCAAAGUGUUGAAAAAAUUUUAUUAAGUGUAAUUAGUAUGUUAGCUGAACCAAAUGAUGAAAGUGGAGCUAACGUUGAUGCUGCUAAGAUGUGGAGAGAAGAAAGAGAAGAAUUCAAUAAAAUUGCUCAAAAACUUGUACGUAAAACACUAGGUGUACCAGAGAAUCAAUGAAAAAUUUUAAAAUAUAAACUAAAGUUAGAAGCAAAUCGAAAAGCCAGUAAAUAUAACACAUGCACACAUGUGUGUGGGCGCAAAAAAAAUUAUCUUGAACCAUUCAAAUAUUUAGACACACGGAAUUAAAGUUUUUUCAAAUAAACAAAAAAAUUUUAGCGGUUAAAAAUAUUCUUUUAGCUCAAGAAAAUAUUUACUUCGUCCGAGAUGGUCUUGGCCUUAAUAAUACUUUUUUGAUUCGAGAAUAGUUAUAUCUAUGCUGACUAUUCUUUUCGUGUAUAUAAAUGUAUAACAGGCGUAGCCCACUAACUCGGCUAGGCAUGACUUAAACUUAGUAACUGUUUAUUUUUUUUAAAGUGUAAAAUUUUUUUUGUAACGAAGGCAUAUAAAUUGUUAAAAAAAAGCUUGAUAAAUCCAAAUAUGCAUACCUUAAGCGUUCAUGUCAUACAUGAAUUCUUUAAAGUAGAGUUUAAAUAUUCAACAAUGUCAGAAUAAAAUUUUUUUUUAUAAAUUAA
This is a messenger RNA of Cotesia glomerata, 1167 nucleotides long. RefSeq names its product ubiquitin-conjugating enzyme E2 G2 (gene Ubc7). The record is from RefSeq and is a predicted model, not a curated record. Gene Ontology annotation, cellular component: cytosol; endoplasmic reticulum. The transcript is spliced from 4 exons. Bases 143 to 652 code for a protein of 169 amino acids. Lineage: Eukaryota; Metazoa; Arthropoda; Insecta; Hymenoptera; Braconidae.